Molecule: messenger RNA, 933 nt
Organism: Necator americanus (New World hookworm)
Lineage: Eukaryota; Metazoa; Nematoda; Chromadorea; Rhabditida; Ancylostomatidae
Exons: 8
Coding region: 1-933 (310 amino acids)
Source: RefSeq, a predicted model, not a curated record
AUGUCAAGCCUCCUUCAAACCUAUGUAUCGAAGACAUCAAUUUGUCGAAAGAGAGAACUCCUCGCACAGCUCCUGGUUGCCGAACACAGGUUUUCUUUAAGAUUUCGCUUGGCACCGGAGCUACUUGGAAAUCGUGGACAAGAGAUGACCGAUGCUAUGGCCUUAAAGACGCAACUGCUCAACAACUUGUCGAAAUUUCUCGUCCCACCGACUACUGUGAAUGCUGUGGAUGUCCUCCGUGAUGUGUUCAAUCUCUCCACACAUUGUCGCGUGUUUCACAAAAAUCCCAAAUCGUUGUUCGCGUCCGAGGAGCAAGAGAGAUUUCGUCACGAUCUUUUAAAGGCUUUGCCUCAAUUCAACAUAAGCUUAGUAGAACACCUUACCCUUCUGGGUCUGGAAAGUGCGACGACAUUUCGAAGGACUAGGUCUGGAUUGCAGUUCCUCAAGGAUGACUUCAUAGUUGGAGAUAAGGAUCUAGAGCGGGAAUUCGAUGUGCUUAUGGAUAGCGGAAGUGUGACGCGGAUCGAACUGAAUUUGGAGGAUUGGAAGGACGACAGGGCUGAGUGGGACACAGGCGCGGACCCCGAGGAUCUGAGGGGAGUCCCGGACAGCCAUGAUUGGUGGACCGAGGCCGAGAGGGGCGAUUCAUGGGGAAGAUUUGGAAUGCCGGCGGAGCACGGAUCAACACUUUUUGAGAUUUUGAAGCUGGCGAAAUUUCUGUUCUCGUGUUUUCCACAAGAGUCUAACAAUUGGCUCACGAGAACGAUCUUACGACUUGAUAGCCGCUUCCUGAACGAAAGUGAGUUGAAGAAAUUUAGGAUGACCAUAGAAAAGGCCCUGAAUGAACAUUCCCUGAUCCACGAACAAGAGAAAGGUCCGCAGAACUGGAAAGCGAACUCCUUCAGGGGACUAUUUGCAAAUACUAAUACGUAG